Molecule: messenger RNA, 846 nt
Organism: Fusarium pseudograminearum CS3096
Lineage: Eukaryota; Fungi; Ascomycota; Sordariomycetes; Hypocreales; Nectriaceae
Exons: 2
Coding region: 1-846 (281 amino acids)
Biological process (GO): carbohydrate metabolic process
Molecular function (GO): hydrolase activity, hydrolyzing O-glycosyl compounds
Source: RefSeq, a predicted model, not a curated record
AUGCUCAACUUCCUCCCCAUCCUCGCCGCCCUGGCCUCUCUGGCCUCCGCCACCAGUGCUCCCCCCCGUCCCGGACUCAAGCUGCUCUGGAAGGACGAGUUCACUGGUUGCCAAGGCUGCACUCCCAAGGGUGAUAACUGGAACACGGCUCUCAACAUCAACUCCAACAACGAACUUCAGGUGUACAGCACUUCCAAUAAGAACAUUCAGCUCUCCGGUGGCGAUACCCUCCAGCUCGUUCCCUGGAGGGACGGCAAGGGCGACUGGACAUCUGGACGUCUUGAGUCCAAGAAGGCAUGGCACGCAGACCAGAACAAGGCCCUCCGUGUUGAGGCCAGCAUUCGAAUGGGCGACUCGGCCCGUAAGCAGGGCAUGUGGCCUGCCUUUUGGAUGCUCGGCGAUGCCCUCCGUCGUGGUACUGGGUGGCCUCGCUGUGGCGAGAUCGACAUCUUUGAGCGAGUCAACGGCGACAUGACGGGCUUUGGUACUGUCCACUGUGGACAUGAGGGCGGUGGCCCCUGCAACGAACCCCAUGGCCUUGGCCAGCGAGUUGACAUCCCCGACAAUGACUUCCACACCUGGUCUGUGGUUAUCGACCGACGUGCCGCCAGCUGGCAGGACGAGAAGAUCACCUGGCUUCUCGAUGGCACACCUUUCCACAGCAUCUCGGGCCAGACUCUCAACGACGAGGGAACUUGGGGUACUCUCGCCCACUCUCCCAUGUACGUCCUCCUCAACGUCGCCGUCGGAGGCACCUGGCCUGGUAACCCCAACAAGGCCACCGAGCCUGGCUACAAGAAUAUGAUGGAGGUCGCCUACGUCGCCGUGUACGAGACCACAGAAUAG